Phasianus colchicus (ring-necked pheasant) is the source of this 4908-nucleotide messenger RNA. RefSeq names its product pleckstrin homology domain containing S1 (gene PLEKHS1). The record is from RefSeq and is a predicted model, not a curated record. NCBI's taxonomy places the organism in Eukaryota, Metazoa, Chordata, Aves, Galliformes, Phasianidae.
AUGGCUUCAAAAACUAGAAAAAACUCGGAAGCAGAAGCUCAAAACCCAUUUUGCCCUGAAGGUGGAGUUUUCAAGCAUGGAUUCUUCAUCAAGUCACCACCUCAUCAUCUUAUCAACUCCAAGAAUUCCUGGAAAAGGCGUUAUUUCAUCCUGUCCAAAUCCAACAAGGGCAAUUACGUCCUGAAGUACCUAAAAGGAAUGUGCAUGAAAGGCUCCAUAGCUGUUGAUCAGAUCAUAAGUGUAGAAAUUGGCAUAAGUAAUUCUGAAAUAAUGGUGAUGGUGAGGAAGAUGUUCAGAUGCUUUCCAGAAGAGGUGAUAUCCAUCACUACUGAAAACCGAUGUUACUACCUCAUUGGGAAGAGCAGGCUGGAAAUAGAGGAUUGGGUCACAGCCAUAUCUUCCAUCAGGGAGGCCAAAAGAGGUGGAUGCUGCCCUCAGAACCAAGAUCUUGCAAAUUCAGAAGUCAAAAGCCGGUCCUUCUCUAUGCCACUGUUUUCAAAUUCUACAGAUAUGAUCGAUUCCCUGGGAAGGCAAAGCUACCUGAUGGAUGAUGGUGCCUCAGAAGAUAAGAACAGGCCAAAUUCAGAUCCUGGCCCUCAUCAGGCUCAGAGCAACUCACCACAAGGAGUUUUUCAAAGACUGGAUAAAACUCUGGGUAAGACUGAGGAAAAUCUGUCAUCAGAUUCAAACGAAGAAAAGGAAGAAGAACCUUAUUACCAAACACCCAGCAGCCUUUUAGCAAAGUGCAAUAGUGAAAUAUCGGAGAUUGAUCCCACAGCUGAGCCUGAUAUCCCUGUACAAGAGAAGCUGUGUCAAAGGCAGCCAGUAAAGGAGAAUGCUUAUGAGUCAAUGAAGUCACUUAGUCUAACGUGUAGACACGACAGGCCCCAUUCUCCUCCCAGAAGCCUGGAAAACAGUGCAAGUCCAAGCAACUUGGAAGCAGACACAGAUGUAAAACUCCCAGAAAGCACCACACAGCAGUCUUUCCUCACACGAAGGCAAAACUCAUCACCACUUUCAGUGGUUCAGCUGUCUAUACUGCUCAGUCAAGUUACAGAUAAGACACAACUGCAAGAAUUGGAUAUUUUGGUCCCCCUGGCAGAUAUUAACAGUUACCUAAAACUUACUGAAGCAGCAGGACAAAUAUGUGUCUCCCAGUGGACUGGUCCUUGCCGACUGGGAUGCUUAUUUAACCAUGGAGACCGUAUAGUGGCUGUGAAUGAUCUGCACCCACAGAACAUGGAGGAGGCUUCCUUGUUCAUCAGCAGGUCCACACAAAAGGAGGUGAAACUUACUGUAUGUAGGAUUCCACAUUCAGAUACCUUCCAUGCUAAAGGCUGUUCAUGUUCCUGAAAAAAGACGUCAAUGACAAAUCAUGAGAGAACAAAGAGGUGAGACAGCCUUAAAGCAACUUCCUGAAACUUUGUGGGAAUCAUUUCUAAGAAGAGAUGAACAAAGAGGAGCUCCAAACCAUGUGUGGUGGUGAGAAGAAAGAAGCCACCAUGCUGGAACUUGCAUAUAACAUUGCUGCUGAAGCAGACUUUGAGUGACACACAGCACCUCUCAGCCAUGGGAGAAUAUUACUUUUGAACAAGAACGGGCUAUGAGUAGAGAGAUCAAGCACAAAAGGAUUCCAGAAUAUUUCAGAAAACCUGAAAAAUAUUUCUGUACUUAUUUAAGCAGUUACUGAAGUGUUACAUCAAUUGAUUAUCAACUGAUGAUCAUCAAAUGAUGAUCAAUUGAUUAUGUCAAUUUGCACAACACUAAAUGCAAAUGGUGAGUGUUUACACAGGGUCUGAUUCACAACACUUGCUAGACAUAUAAUAUGAAAGUUACAUCAGUACAGUAAAUUCUGGUAGGAUGUCUGAAGUUAUCUGUGCAUGUGUAAUUAAUAAAUACAUUACCACUUUACAACACAUACUGCAUUCCCUAACUACCUCACUUUUUCCAAAACGGUCCCUCCUCAUCCACCAAAGACAAUCUGUAACUUCUCAGUAACUUCUAGAUAGGUCACCAAACAAGUCAUGUUAAAAACAAAACAAACAAACAAACUACCCUUCAAAAACAAGAACAACCUUCUGUAACAUUUUUCCCCAGUCUGAAAAUUUUACCCUUCUCCAAAUGAUAAAAUUCUGCUAAAUCACCUCUAGAACCAAUAGCAAAGAAAAAUACCUAUAUCACCCAGCACUCAUAUUUAAUUCCAGAAGACCUGAACAGACUGUCUUUAAGCCCAUGCCAGCUGAUGUGGAACUGCUAAUCUUUUACAAUCACCUGUUGCAUAUUAUAGGUGCUGUGUUAGCAGACACUUAAAGAAGCAGGUAUUGUCAUGACUUCUUGUUGCAGUAAGAUCUGUGCUGUUAAGUACAGCUUCUGGCCUGUGGAGGUUUCCUGACACAGAUGAUUAAAUGGCCACGAGCUGAAAUUCAGUAAACACACAGACUAGCACCUCUUUGUAAAGCACAGCCAGAAGGCUGCAAAUCCUGAACACAUCUUGUAUCACUGGCAACAUAAAGUUACAGGCAUGGAAGAGCUGCAAUACCUGCAAGCUUGAAUUGCUCUGUGCUUUCAAAUGAAGUGUGUAAGAGACAAAAACCAACAGCCUGCAGCACAGACUCCAUGAUCUGUGUUUAAUGAUUAACGUGUUCCUCACCAGCUGUAUUUUAUUCCUGCGUCUUUAGGCUGUUUCCCUGACUGUUAGUUCAUGGCAAGUUCCCAUGCUGCACUCAUUUAUUACUGGCUGCUAAUUUCCUCCUGAAUCCCCAAACAUGAAUCAUGCUCUUUCUACAUCUCUAGUACCUUCUCCAGUAGAAAAGUGGCAACCAUCCAGGAGGAAAGCGAGUCCAGGAAAGAAAUUAACAGGAAGAGAAGUCUCAAAACUGAUGUGAUGAAGUUUCGUUUUGUUUUUUUAAAAAAGCCCAUUAUAUGGAAAGCACAAAACAGACCACAAACCACUCAGCCCCAGCACUUCCUUUGGAGGGCAACAUGACUGAGAACCAGGGUUGGGGUCAUAUACUGAUCAGAGAGCACAAGCACAGCAGCAGAAUGAGUCCAGCCAGGAAGAAGUUCUGUGCUACCUUCCUGCAUUCAUCCCAACCUGAAAUACAGACAAGUUCUCUCGGUACAGUACCCAGCCAUAGCAUAUAGAAAUGGUGUGAUUUUCAGUCCCUUGACCUGGAGUACCCAGCCAGGCAUGUUUGGUGGGUCUGUGCUUUCAGCAAGUAGAAGCAAUAAAGGAGAAAUUGCAAUAGGGAAUAGCAGCGUUACUUUGUACAGAGCAGAAAAGUAGAUUAGUGAUGAUAUGAGCACACCAGGCACCAGUCAGUGUUUUGUCUCCAGUUUUCUGGGUGACCUGUGGUAGUAGAAUCGUAGAGCAGCUUAGGACCUUACAGAUCAUCCAGUUCCACCCUGCCUGCUGUGGGCAGGUUUACCACUCACCAUAUCAGGCUGCCCAGCACUCCAGCCAAACUGGCACUGAGCACCUCCAGAGACUGGGCAUCCACCUCCAGGGUCAGAGCACGUAGCCUCUUACAAUGACAGUGGUCUCCAGUAUCACAUCCAAUGCUGUCAACUGCUCUCACUUCCAGAAUAUCUCCUGGAGACACCUCCACGAGACCAGCAUGAUGCAGAAAGGUAGAGAAAAAGGUCAGAGCCUCACACCAUGGGGAGGUGCUGGGGUGCCCAUUUGAUUCUAAUGGAGAAGCCAACCCUAGUGCCCAACAGGAACAUGAGACAGCACAGUCAUGGGUGAACAAAAGCUGAUGCUCCCACAGGGAGCUCAAUCUUCUUGCGUGCAGCUCCUGCAGAGUUGCAGCAAGCAAACAGAAAUCCUGUAGGUUGGACAACUUUGGCCAGUACUUCAUGCCCUUAAUGGGUAUGAUAAUAUUUACAAGAAUAUUUCCUCCCUGAUGUUCCUUUGGUCAUUUGAAGAAGAGCACGAACUGAAUCCUCAGCAGAAAGCCUUAACCAUAGGCCCAUCUACCUUCAGGUUUGGGAAGCUGACAACAUAAUCUGAAUUGUGCUGAGGGCUGUUUUGGUUUGCUUCUCAGGGAUAGUCAGCCCUCCCCAGUAUGUGCCUUUCCACAGGCAACCCCUUCCCUCCUGCAGGCUGGCCAGUAGGCUGCAAAGACCUUGGAGCAUCUCAGGCCAUACCUAGAAAUGCCACUGGAAUUUCAAAUGUUCCCUUUGGUGCCUUAUCAUUUUCUAAUUUAUUGCAUCAUUAAAAGAAAGUGAGAGGGCAGCCAAGGUUGAUGUGAAUCUUUCACUCAGCAAAAGCACCUAAAGAGAAAUUGUAUCUCUGUCUGACAGCAGUGAGGAUGCUAAGCAGAAGUUUUUUUUACAGUGUCUCACCCUUCCCACAUUGAAAUGACAGCUGGAGCUCUUCUUCAGGCACAAAGCCACUGUUGUACAGCAGGACUGUACUUACAGUGGCAAGAGCCUGGUCAUGUUGGGUUUUUCAUCCUGGGGUGUCCAAGUUCAAGUCUACACCUGAGAGCUGGUUUCCUUUAUAACCUGGCAAGGGAGAGUAAAGAAGUUCAGAUGCGAGCAGGAGCACUAAGACAUGGCUAGCAGUAGUGCUGACCUCAUGGCUUAAAAUGUCAUGUCUGUUACUGUAUUGUAAACAUUGCUUCAGAGCCACAGGUUCCCAGAGCAGGGUUUUCUACCCCAAAGAGCUCAGCAUCUCUUCCACCAAGGCAAAACAUCUGCAUUGGUGCAGAGCUUAUAUCUGCAGGGUUCCCCAGACUCUCCUUGGUUUGAUUCAUUUCCAGACAAAAUGGGGUUGAAAAUAUCUGCCUUUGUGUGUGCUCCAGUUAACCAGAUCUACCUGAAAAUCCAAAGCAUCCACAUGAGCAUAAAGGAUGCUGCUGUCUCUUCCCACUUGAAAAAAAAAAAAAAAAAAAAAAAAUUGAC